Molecule: messenger RNA, 1027 nt
Organism: Bombus huntii
Lineage: Eukaryota; Metazoa; Arthropoda; Insecta; Hymenoptera; Apidae
Product: chymotrypsin-2-like
Exons: 7
Coding region: 80-850 (256 amino acids)
Biological process (GO): proteolysis
Molecular function (GO): serine-type endopeptidase activity
Source: RefSeq, a predicted model, not a curated record
AAUACCAUGUCAGAGUAUAUAAACUAAUAGCUUGCAUGAAAUUUCAUCUCAGUUUGCGAAAACCGAGCUGGUUAGCAACAUGAUGGUGACAACGUUGACCCUUUUUGCUCUUUUCGCCCUCUCCAAUGGUGGAUUGGUGCCGAAAUACGAUCCAAGGAUCGUAAAUGGGGAGAGCGCUAAAGAAGGAGAAAUCCCAUAUCAAGUAUCACUUCAAAACAAAGAAUCUUCGUUCCACUUUUGCGGCGGCUCCGUUCUUAAUGAAAAUUACGUCAUUACGGCAGCUCAUUGUACCGUGGAGAAAUCGCCAAAAGAAAUCAAGGUUGUAGCAGGCACGAUUAAUCUCUCAGAAGGAGGUUCCGAACACUUGGUUGAGAAAAUCAUCAUCCACGAAAACUAUGCUGCUUCGGAUUCUUGGAAAAACGAUAUUUCAUUGAUCAAGGUCAAGACACCAUUCGUAAAAUCGAAGGUGCUUUCUUUCGUUCCCCUUCCAUCGCCAGAUGAUAUUCUUCAGGCUAAUGAUGUGGCAACAGUUUCUGGAUGGGGUAGACUUUGGCAAGGUGGUCCUACGACUAUUUUCCUGCAACGCGCAAACAUCUUGAUUGCUGAUCAAGAAUACUGUAAAUUGAUGUACAGUAAACAAUAUAAACACAUCUACGACUCGCAUCUUUGUGCAUACGACCCAAGUGUUAAAAAGGGAUCAUGCCACGGUGACUCUGGUGGCCCCUUGACCGUCAACGGAAAACUCGUUGGUCUCGUUUCUUGGGCAAUGGGCUGUGCCCUCACUGACUACCCAACUGUCUACACCCGUGUGACGUCUCAUCUUAAUUGGAUAGAAACACACGCUGUGUAAAGCCAGCAAGUGAAACGUGAACUGGAAGUCGAAGUAAAACACACAAGCACGAAAUUCGAAUAUCUCUUUCCAUACAGGCCAAAGUAUCUUAACGUUUUAAGGACUGAAAAUAUUGUAACCUGCAUUUAAUACUGUAUUUUGUACAUUUAAUUGACAAAUAAAACAAAUCGUUUAUUU